Copidosoma floridanum is the source of this 5944-nucleotide messenger RNA. RefSeq names its product tudor domain-containing protein qin (gene qin). Gene Ontology annotation, molecular function: zinc ion binding. NCBI's taxonomy places the organism in Eukaryota, Metazoa, Arthropoda, Insecta, Hymenoptera, Encyrtidae. The record is from RefSeq and is a predicted model, not a curated record.
GUUCGUAAAAAAUCUAAAGCCGCGAGUGCCAGUUGCACAGGUACACUACGGUGGUGUUCGCGAAGCUCUCGUGGUUAGGUGACAAACGCGACAUGGACAACAGAAGAGACAAGCACGGCAGUGCAUCGUCCUCGAAGAAGACGAAUCGCAAGGACGAGCAGCAAUUUGCCUCGAUGAUGCAGCUGACUAGGCACUAUCCGUUCCAACAACCCUGGCAGCAGCAGCAACAACGCCAGUACAACAAUCAGCUUUACCAAAGGAAUUACAAUAAUUUCUAUCAGCCGGCUGGACAGCAGCAGCAAUACUCCCAGCCUGAGUAUCACGGCUCGUUUCCCAGGGUCAGGACUAAGGAUAUUGCUUGUUUGUUUUGCAAGCAUCACUUUUACAUUGGCAAAGAUUUGAAAGGUUCAAACAGUCCUCUUUUGUUACCUUGUGGCCAUGCCACAUGUUCAAAUUGUGAAAUUUCAUACCCCAAAAGACCUUGUCCACUGUGCCCUGAUGAGUACACCAAUCCUACAAAAAGAGAAAGAUUGCUCCACAAUGCUUAUGUCGUUGGGCUUAUUCAUGUGCUUAAGUCUGCUCCGGUGCAUAUCGAUGAUCCAGAUAUAUCGUUUCAAAUACCAAAAAAAGGCUUGACAAACCAAGUAUAUGAUCAAGGCAUUUGUUACGAAUGUGGACUAAUUGCUUAUUAUAGCUGCCGUGAUUGUAAGGCUUUUUUCUGCGUGCCCUGCUUUAAAAAGAUACAUGGACGAGCCUUACAGAAUCACGAAACCAUUCUAUUAAAUAAAAAUUCUAUUGACUUAUCACUUUCAAAUUCUUGCCCUAACCACGAGGAUGAAGCUUGUGAAUAUUAUUGCGAGGAUUGUGAUAUGGAAUGUUGUUCUCAUUGUGUCAUUAAGGAACAUCAAGGACACAAUACCAAAUCUCACGAUGACAGGAACCAGGAUUUGUUGCCAGACUUUUUGGAUGCCUGUAAAAAACUAAAGGAGACGAAAUUCUACACAUUGAAGACAUUAAAGAACUUCCAGUCAAACGCAUCCUACGACGACGCGAUAAAAAAGUCCGAAGUCCUGGAGAACCAGAUAACCCAGCACUUCAUACACCUCCACGGUUACCUGCAGAACCUCGAGCAGAAGCUGAAGAGCGAGCUGGUCGCUUACCGGGAGAGCAUCGAGAGGAACGUCGAAGAGUGCGAAAAUGGGCUCUCCAACCUGGCCGAGAAACUGAAAACUGCCUGCGCGAUUUUCACAAAUGCAGAAAAGAACAACAAGAAGAUAAACAUAAAAAAGUACACGAAAAAAAUAUUAGAACUAGCAGAUUCCCCGUGCCAUUUUGUGGGCAUGACAACAAGUGGCGAAGAAUUAAGUAUGGACCUCGACGACUCGACGUACGAUAAUCUGAGGCAGCACUUGCAGCUGAAGCUGCCCGAAAUUCCGAAGCCGCGUCUUGUAAUGACCGACGAGCUGCCGGAGGAUUACGAGCUGGAGCCGAUACCGGAAGCUGACAUUACGAACGCCAGUUUUAAGGCCACCUCGAAAAAGGACACCUCGUCCGCUGGUACAUCGUUGGUUAAUCAGUCCGUGGAUGUUGAGGACGAGGAGGAUGUCGUUGUUGAACGACAACCGGUCUCUUGUUUAGUCACGGAACAAGCCACGGAGUGCGUGAGAAUAACGCACAUCAUCAACCCGGCGGAUUUUUACGUGCUGCGGGAAAGCGACCGGCAGGAGCUGGAAAUACUGGAGGGCAUGAUCGCUGACUACACGGAGAACAAGUGCCCUGGCAUUCCGGACGUGGUCAACCUGAACCAAAUCUACAUCGUCAAGUAUCUGGAGACGAACAAGUGGUACCGCGGCCGAGUGGUCAGGCUCAAGGAAGGCCACGAGGAGGCCACGGGCUACUUGUUGUACGACGUCUUUUACGUCGAUUACGGCAGGACAGACGUCGGCGUGACGAUCGACAGGAUCAGGAAUACCAUGCCGAACUUCAACUACUUCAACGGCAUGGCGUUGCACUGCAAUCUUAGGGAGAUGGGUCCAGUGGAGGAUGAGUGGCACGACGACAUCAUCGACAAGUUCCGCCAGAUGGUCGCUGAAGAGACGUUCAUAAUGAAAAUUUUGAAGAGCGAUCAGCAGGUGCAGACGGUCGAGUUGUACAAGCAGAAGAACAAUCCCAACAACAUUUCGCUGCACGAUUGGCUCGUCGACACGAAAAAAGCUCACGCCAUCACCUCCUACAAGCUCAAGAGAAUGAAUCCUCUGUCGACACGGCACUUUUACUACGAGGACCUGCCCCUGGAGAAAACGUCGUACGUCCACGUGUGCCACAUAGAGUCUCCCCUCUGCAUAUACAUUUACAAGGUGAAAAGUACCGACGUGGCGGAAAAAUUGAAUGUUUUCAACACCGAAUUCGACCAAUACGCCGUGUCGACCGACAGAACCAUCAGAGAACCGGAGCUCGGAAACGCCGUAGCCGUGCGCACCUCUUCGAACAGAUACCAAAGAGGAUUGGUGUCCAAAAUAAACAGCCAAGAGAAAAAAGCCUUCGUGUUUCUGGUCGAUUACGGGCAAACGGUCACUGCCAAUUACCAAGCCAUACAUCACUUGCCCCAAAGAUUCUGCAUCUUCAAUGCCCAGGCCAUCAAGGUUUCGAUCCUCGACAUCACUCCUGCGGACGGUGACAAGUGGUCGAUAGAUUGCAUAAGUUACCUGAAGAAAAAAUUGGAGGACAGGGCGUCGAUCAAAGUCAUACCGUACGAAAAAGUCGACGACACCUACAACGUGGUUAUGUACGUCAAGGACACGAACAUAGGCUCCAACCUCGUCGCUAAAAAGUUUGCCCUGAGCACCGGUGACCGCUCGAAAAAUCCGACCUUGAACAAGGUGGUGCCGUCGUCGAAAAAGCGCAAAAAGUCCAAGGCCCUGAAAUUGGAAAUGAAUUUGCCGGCCCCGAACGGCACGUCGGUUCCGCGGCGACGCACGGCCGAGGAUAGCGACCCGUUCAAGACGCGGGUCAUGAUCAGCAAGGUCAUCUCGCCCGAUUUGAUUUACACGUCCCUGAGCUCGAACGUCGCCAAAUUCGAGGAGAUGAAUCGGCGCAUGCAACUGUUCUACGAGACCCACCACAGCGAGUGGGAGCGCGAGCUACACCUCAACUCAACCUAUUGCUGCUACUCGGCCAAGGACAAGCAGUACUGCCGCGCCCAGUUUGUGGGCUACAACGAGAACGACCCCGCACUGGUGAAGAUGCUCCUCAUCGACAUGGCUGAGAUCGAGGACGACAUACCCUUGGAGGCCGUGCAACCCCUUACCUCGGAAUUCUUCCAACCUUCCCAGAACGUCUUCAAGAUCAAGCUUGCUGGCAUUAGACCCUGCGGUGGAACCAAUGCCUGGACGUCGACUUCGUGCGAGAAGCUCAAAGAUAUCAUCAGUGACACCGGUGACUCCAAGUAUUACGUCACUCUGGUUGGAUCAUGUGACGAGGAUAAGGUGUUUCCGGUCAGUUUGGCCAUUAGGAGGAGCGUCUUGACGACCGGGCCGUUGGAGCCGGUAAGGAAAGAGACCAUAAUCGUAGCUCGCCGACUGAUCGACGACGGUGUGGCAUUACCGAUCAAAGGGUUCUUCGACAAGGACAAAAAGGAGCCGGCUGUCGAGUUGCAGAAAAAACUGAGGCUUCACAGCACAGAGAAUCUGGAUGAUUCGUUGGAGAAGAAGAAAACAACGGCGGUGUCGGUUUCUACGCCAUCGUCUGACGUUGAAGUGAAUCAAGAAAUUGUAGAAGAUAAAAUCAGGGAGAAAGAUCCGAACAAAGUUACGGCUGAAGCUGCCAAAGAUGAUGAUAAUGAUGAUUUUAACGACUCGACUGCGAUACCGAAAUACGCUGACUGGUUACCGCCUGCUUAUUUAAGAGACGACUCAUUUAACGCCAUAAUUACUUACGUAGAUAACGACUGCGACGUUUAUUUUUAUCCAGACACCAAAGAGUAUAACGAGACAAGAGAUCACAUUGCUAACACUUUGAAAGAAUACAGUAAGAAGGCAAUCCAAAAACAAGACCUCACUUGGGAAGAAGGUGACUUGUGCAUCGCUAAAUUCCAUGCCACCAACUGUUGGUGCCGCGGGAAAGUGACAGAAGUUGUAAAUAAUCAGACGGUCAAGGUACUGUUUGUUGACUGGGGCAAUGUGGAAGAUUGUAGCAUUGGAACUCUGAAAAAACGAAUCGUCUUGGAAGAAAUUCCUAUACAAGUCAUGAGGGCGAGCAUUGAAGGUUUAAGCUCGAACGGUUACAGGUGGGAAACACAUGAUUUAGACGUGAUUCACAGAACCCUAGUUGUCCAGCCCUGUCAAAUAAGAGUCAUCGAAAAACCACCCCAGCCUUGGAAGGUUGCCAUCUGGGUAACCAAAGGUUCGUCCUUCGUUACCCUUCCGUGGUACAUAAAAAACAUGACGCAAGUCGAUUGCGAUACAGAUGUCAGCAAGUACCACGAAAUCGGAAUAAACGUUCCCUCAGAGCCAACAAAUUUAACGACAAAAGUCGACGAUUCUUCCAUUAAGGAUAAUAACACCAACGGCAUUGUGAUUUGUGUUGAUAAUAAUGAUGAUGGAUCUGGCCCAUCAAGCCAUGAAUUGAGUAAAUCGAGUGACGAUGGAAACAACGAGUACGGAACGCCAGAUUCAAUGAUGCACGAAUGUGACGAGAGCGAGUCAACUACUUUGAGAUAUGAGGAGCAAUUUGUAGAUGUCACGGCGCAAAUGGAGCUCAUGCAGUUGUCGAUCAUCAAUGAAUCACAGGAAAGCGAUAAGUCGAGCUCGACGCCAAGCUUGGAAUCCGCGUGCUCGAACGACAGAAAAAUGAAGGUCUUUUCGCCGUUUGGUGAGCAGAAUCGUAUGUCCCCGGAAAACAAUGGGAUGGAGUUUAAAAAUUCAUUUUUCGAUGAAGAACCAAUGAUCUCCGGCAACUCGGUUCUGUACAACGCGAGCUCCAAUGCCCUGGAAUUCGACGUCAUGAGCGUGAAAACCGAGGCCCUCAACCAAUAUGACGAUGACCACGAGCUCAUCUCGUCCACGCCAUUGAAUGCAUCAUUUACGAGCGUCAUGAACGAUGAUUACUCUAGAAAAAUGAUAGAUUUCCAAAGAUUCAACGUCAAGUGCUUUGAAAUAGGUCUUGGUCAGGCGUUUUCGGAAAUUCACAUGUCCGGCUAUUUGCGUAACUCGAGUAAUCGGGAUUUGAAACAGUGGAUCGAUCAGUGUUAUCAGAUUCAUGAAUGCAUUCAGUCGUGUGUCGAAGAACAAGAGAUUUUUGUACCACAGCCGGGUGAUUACUGCAUUGCUCAGUACGAUGAUGGGAUGUGGUAUCGAGCGCGCGCUACGCAAAGGACGGUUACAAACGAUGUAUCUGGCACUGUGGUGGAAUUCAUGGAUUAUGGAAAUCGAAUGUCCAUUUCGGAUGACGAAAAUUGUAUUCGUACAAUAAGGCAAGAGUGGUUAGAUGUUCCUUGGAUGGGUUUCAGCUUCAAACUUUUCAAUGUAAAAGUUGCACCCGGGCGUGACAAAGAGGCUAGAGAAAGUAUUAAUGAAGUUUUAGGACAAUCUGACAGAUAUUGGGUACAUAUAAAGAGAUAUGACCCUGAAAUUGAACUGGAGUUAUUUUCGAGCAAGAAAAAUAAACGCUUAGUAUACGCUUCCUUGAUCGAAGGAAAUAUAUUUGAAAAAAUCGAUCCAAAGCUAUGAUUAAAAAAUAACGUUCAAUCAAAUCAUUGAUUAUUUUGUGUUUCUUUUAAUUUCAAGUAUAAUUUUAAGUUCUCAUUACUUUUCCAGUGUUUAAUAUUGACAUUUAUUUUUAAUGCAAAUCGCAUCAUACUUUUAUUUUCAAUAAGCGACUGAGCAUAAGCAUUAUUGUGAUAAAUAUUUGUACUGGAGAAAGCAAAAAAACAAUCACCGAUUCUAAA